Molecule: messenger RNA, 1348 nt
Organism: Leguminivora glycinivorella
Lineage: Eukaryota; Metazoa; Arthropoda; Insecta; Lepidoptera; Tortricidae
Product: O-glucosyltransferase rumi homolog
Exons: 6
Coding region: 74-1261 (395 amino acids)
Biological process (GO): protein O-linked glycosylation; positive regulation of Notch signaling pathway
Cellular component (GO): endomembrane system
Molecular function (GO): UDP-glucosyltransferase activity; UDP-xylosyltransferase activity
Source: RefSeq, a predicted model, not a curated record
UCUGCUUGGCUUGUGUUCAUGUUUCGGUGUUUUGAAUACUCGACGCGUUAAAUCCUUAUAUUAUGUAUUUAAGAUGUUAAGUAUACAAAUUCUGAUAUUGUGUGUUGCUGCAACAUUAUCCUACAAUGACGAGACAUGUUCUAAAUCCAAUUCUUGUUCGGAAAACCAUAAUAAAUAUUCUAAAGACAGUAAUCAAUGGACAUCAAGUGUCUUGAGAGAUAUUCGAGCUGCUGUUGCAGACUAUGUGCCAUGCGAAAGGCAAAAUUGUAGUUGUUUUAAGUUUGUAGUUGACCAAGACUUAGUUCCAUUUGAAGAUGGAAUUACGAAGGAAAUGUUCUCACUCGCUCAGUCAAAGGCCACUAAAUAUCAGAUCAUUGAAGGUAAACUAUAUCGGCAAAAAGAUUGCCAUUUCCCAGCCAGGUGUUCAGGUGUAGAACAUUACUUGAAAGCUCUGGCACCAAAGUUGCCAAAUAUGGAGCUAGCCAUAAAUACUCGAGAUUGGCCUCAAGUCAACCAUGUUUGGGGUCAUGUUAAGGCACCUGUAUUUUCAUUUAGCAAGACUAAAGACUACUAUGACAUAAUGUAUCCAGCAUGGAGUUUCUGGGAGGGUGGUCCUGCAAUAGCGUUAUAUCCUAAUGGAAUUGGACGGUGGGAUAAACACAGAUUAUCCAUCUCUGCUGCUGCUGAAAGAUGGCCCUGGAGUAUGAAAGAACAGAAAGGUUUUUUCAGAGGUUCUAGGACAAGCGAAGAACGAGACGCUCUUGUACUUCUUUCUAGGGCCAAACCCAAUUUUGUUGACGCCCAGUAUACAAAAAAUCAGGCAUGGAAAUCCAAAGUAGACACGCUCAACGCGGAACCUGCCGCAGAAGUUUCCUUUGAAGACCACUGCAAGUACAAGUAUCUAUUUAACUACAGAGGUGUCGCAGCGAGCUUCCGUUUUAAACACCUCUUCCUCUGCAACUCAUUAGUAUUUCACGUGGGAAACGAAUGGCAGGAAUUCUACUACCCAUCUCUAAAGCCAUGGGUACACUAUGUGCCAUUAAGCCCUAAAGCUACCCAAUCAGAAAUUGCCAAAUAUAUAAAAUUCUUUCAAGAAAAUGAUUCAUUGGCGCAGGAGAUAGCUGAAAGAGGAUAUCAAUUUAUUUGGGAUAACCUGACUGCUAAGGAUGUGAAAUGCUACUGGAGACAGUUACUGAAGAAAUAUGUCAAGUUGCUCAAGUACAACAUUGAGAGAGAUGAAGAUCUGAUCAAAAUAUCAUGAGAAUAAAAUAAGGAAUUGAAUCAUCUUCUAUACUAAGAGAAUGAGGGCUAAUAUAAGGUAUACAAAAUAAAGAACAAGUCAUUGGUA